This is a messenger RNA of Pectinophora gossypiella (pink bollworm), 6028 nucleotides long. Its product is annotated as tolloid-like protein 1. The transcript has 20 exons. NCBI's taxonomy places the organism in Eukaryota, Metazoa, Arthropoda, Insecta, Lepidoptera, Gelechiidae. Gene Ontology annotation, molecular function: calcium ion binding; metalloendopeptidase activity; zinc ion binding. Gene Ontology annotation, biological process: proteolysis. The record is from RefSeq and is a predicted model, not a curated record. The coding region runs from base 191 to 4303 and encodes 1370 amino acids.
ACUCUUCGGCGCGUGACCGUGUCCCGCACAUGCGCAGUAACUAACGUGCGCGCGAGUGCUAUCCUUGUGAUACUCUGUGGAAUACCUGUGAUCUUUUGGAUACUUUCUAUUGGAGCGUGGUAACUAAAUUAGGAAGGAUUCAAGAACAAACGCAAAAUUAGUGCUAUGUUGUAGUGCUUGAGUGAUAAAAAUGCAGUUCAGAAUGACAUCGCGGCGUCGACGUCCGCUCGCGGCGUUGGUCAGUGUAAUACUGACCAUUUUCAUGUGUGCAAGCGCCGAAGUAACCUCGGAACUGGCGAGAGAGGAGCAACACAAGUACACUAUAGACGAGCUGUUGUCAAGACACUUUGAACAUAAAGACUCAGGAGACCUUGGAAUGGACCCUUGUAAAGCUGAAAACUUCCAAGGAGACAUCGCAAUUCCAGACGCAGAUUAUAAAUACAAACCAGUAACCAGUGCACCAACCACGUCCAAAAUCAACAAGUCCUUACAAGAAGAAGUAGAGAGACUAAAAAAAGAAGUACUGCUUGAAGGUCUACAAGUAGAAGAAGAGGGACUCCCGGAUAUUCUGAGGAAAAGGACAAAACAACCAGUACCGCUAUCACAAGAGAAACCAAAGAAAUACAAUGACGCUUCUUUGAUGACUAAGACAUUACCAUCAGGCUUAGAUAAGUCACUACUAAUGAAGAAUGGAAAGAUACCACCCGGAGAAAUGAUCGAAAACCCUACGAAUCUAGCCAACCAAAGCAAACUCGACCACUUAAAUCAGACUACUGUAGUCGAUAACCUUACAGAAUCUGAAAGUCUUGAACAAGAUGGCGUUCUAGUAGUAAACGUGUCCACUGAUAGCAUUUUAAAUUUGGACGAGUUAUAUCCUCAUAUUCAACUGUCAAACAUUUCCAAUAAGAUGGAUGAGGUGACAAAUAAAAUUCAGAGUAAUAGCCGAGAAAUCACCGGAGACUCAAACAAUAAUCUCAAAUUCAAAGAUCUACCAGAUAAUGUAACAAUAGCACCUGCUCCUACCAACGGAGUUUUACCAUCAAACGAAGAAGAAGAAGAUGAUAGAGAAGUGGACAACAAAAGAAGAAAAGAAGUAGAGAGGAAGAAAGAAGUAGAUGAAGACUUGUUGAAGCCUACUGAAAGCCUGCAGAGUUUGAUAGAAGAGACCACAAGUAGGAGACGACGGAGAAGAAGAAGGCAUGGAAGACGACUCAGAAACAUCCAUUCUGGCGAAAGAAACGGUCUGAACAAAGUGAAAUCCUUAGAUGAAAGCGACGGAGGAACACAUCACGCAAGGAAAAAGUUUUUUCGACAUCAAAAGAAGUUCAAUAGCCAAGAACAUAGAUCCGACGAACGGAGAUUUGAAAUACCUGAACAUGAGUUCGAAGAGAGGUUUGAAGUGAAACCACCUAAGAAAGACAAGAAGGAAAAUUCUUCUGACAUAGAAGACAGUGAUCAAUUUAAGGGUUGGUUUUUUCGUGACACAUCCGAAGACUUAGAAGCAGCUGAGAGUAACUUCUACAACAGAACUGAGAGGACGAAAAGACACCGUUCAAUUCGUGCAGCAACCAACAGAAAGGAGCGUAUUUGGGAGAAUGGUGUGAUACCGUAUGAAAUUGAUGGAAACUUCAGUGGAGCUCACAAAUCUCUCUUCAAACAGGCUAUGAGGCAUUGGGAGAACUUUACUUGCGUCAAAUUUGUCGAAAGAGACGCUGAUUUGCAUAAGGACUAUAUAGUUUUCACCGAAAGACCUUGUGGUUGCUGCUCAUUCGUCGGUAAGCGCGGCGGCGGGGCUCAAGCUAUCUCCAUCGGCAAGAACUGCGAUAAGUUCGGCAUUGUCGUCCACGAGCUCGGCCACGUGGUCGGUUUCUGGCACGAGCACACCAGGCCGGAUAGAGAUCACCACGUGCAGAUCAUCAGGGACAACAUCAUGCCUGGUCAAGAGUACAACUUUAACAAGCUAACAGAAGAAGAAGUGAACUCUCUUGGACAGACAUACGACUAUGACUCCAUCAUGCACUACGCUAGGAAUACUUUCAGUAAGGGAACGUACCUGGAUACUAUACUGCCUCUAGAAGUCCACGGGAAGAAACGACCGGAGAUCGGGCAGAGAGUGCGCUUGAGUGCCAGCGAUAUCGCCCAGACUAAUCUUCUUUAUAAAUGCGCAAAAUGCGGUCGGACCCUGUUAGGCAACUCAGGGUGGUUCAACUCUCCGGGCUGGGGGUCUGAGACUCCUCCAACGACCCCUGAAAGGUGCGAGUGGCGCAUCGUCGCCACACAUGGAGAGCGAGUCGUGCUCAAUAUUACUGAAAUCGACAUACACAAGUCUGAAGACUGUCGCUGGGAGUGGGUCGAGGUCCGUGAUGGCUACAUGCCUGACGCUCCAGUCCUGGGGCGAGUUUGUGGCUCCGGCAAGGGCCCAGUACUCCGGUCCACUGGGUCCAGACUGACAGUGGUCUACCAGCCGGGACCAAGGGCCAAACCGCAUAAAGGAUUCAAGGCACAUUAUGAAGCUGUAUGCGGAGGAGAUAUAGAAGUGGACAGCAGCGGACAUCUGGAGUCACCGAACUAUCCUGAUGAUUACCAACCGAACAAACUCUGCGUGUGGAGGUUAUCAGUGCCACAGGAUUAUCAAGUGGCUCUAAGGUUCCAUUCUUUCGAAGUUGAGAACCACGAUACAUGUUCCUACGACAAAGUGAAGGUCCGCGAUGGAGACUCUAUGGACAGUCCUCUUAUUGGCAUGUUCUGUGGCCACAAGAUUCCCCCUGAUAUCAGAUCAACCUCAAACAAGCUCCUAGUGAUCUUCGAAUCAGACAGUACAGUCCAGAAGGCAGGGUUCUCAGCAACCUUCAUGAAAGAAUUUGACGAGUGCGCGUCCAUAGAACAUGGGUGCAGCCAUUCCUGUGUCAACACACUUGGAGGGUACGAGUGUGCUUGCGAUAUCGGAUACGAACUGCAUUCUGAUGGGAAGAAAUGCGAAAAUGCAUGCGGAGGAGUCCUAUACGCUUCGAACGGGACUAUUACUUCGCCAUCCUUCCCAGAUCUGUAUCCUCCAUCGAAGAACUGCCUGUGGGAAAUUGUUGCUCCACCGCAACACCGGAUCACGCUUAACUUCACUCAUUUCGACUUGGAAGGGAACAAUAUGUAUCAACAGGAAUGCGAGUACGACAGUGUGACCGUGCAUUCAAGGCUGGGAGCAGACGUACUGAGACGUCACGGCGCUUUCUGUGGCUCAGCGCUUCCACCUCCAGUCACUUCUGAUGGCUCCGUAUUACGAGUACAAUUCACAUCAGACGCGUCCGUCCACCGGUCAGGGUUCGCAGCAGCUUACUAUAUCGACGUGGAUGAAUGUGCUGAGAACAAUGGAGGCUGCCAACACGAAUGCCACAACACGCUGGGAGGGUUUGAGUGCGCCUGCCAUAGCGGUUUCACCCUCCACGCCAACAAGCUUGACUGCAAGGAGGGAGGGUGCAAGCAUGACGUCACACAACCUCACGGGACUAUUGUCAGUCCAAACUACCCGGACCUGUACCCAGCGAGGAAAGAUUGUGUGUGGCAGUUUUCCACAACCCCGGGACAUCGCAUCAAGUUGAUCUUCAACGUAUUCGAAUUAGAACCUCACCAGGAAUGCGCAUACGAUCACGUAACCAUUUAUGAUGGCGCGUCAGCCGAUGACAAGACCCUGGGCCGGUUCUGUGGCAGCAAGCAGCCACACCCGGUAGUGGCCAACCAGAACCAGAUGUACGUGGUCUUCAAGUCCGAUGCGUCCGUGCAGAGGAAGGGCUUUUUGGCUACUCAUUCCACUGCGUGUGGAGGCUACCUAUCAGCAUCUGAGUCUGUCAAGCACCUGUACUCUCACGCCCGCUAUGGCGACGACUCCUACGAGUCACGAGCCAACUGUGACUGGAGCAUCGUCGCGCCAACGGGCCACUUUGUUCGGCUCACCUUCCUCACCUUCGAGUUGGAGCCUGAAGCGAACUGCGACUACGAUUAUGUCCAGGUCUUCGGUGGUUUGGAAGGCAGUGCUGGUGAUUACGGGAAGUUCUGUGGUACUAAGAUGCCACCAGAAAUCGUAUCUACAACCGAAGCUCUUAUCGUAAGAUUCCGAACAGACGACUCUAUAGUUUUCAAAGGAUUCUCUGCAUCGUAUCAAGCGGUGAAGCCGGAGGUGUGGAGUGGAGAAGACAGCUCCGAAGGCGGGGAAGACGAGGAAGAAGAGGAAGAUGAGCGGAUGCCGCCCCUAGUUGUCGGCCGGAGAGGGCUCCGCGCGCCACUCCCACGCUUCGUCCGCAGGCCCACGUGACGGUGGCCGCUACCACGACACCCGAGACACAGGCGACCGCACACCAACAACAACCGAUUUAAAUAAAACGUUUAUAGAACGACCUUUAGUGAUUCCGAUUGUUCAGUGUUACCAUUUUAGUAAAAAAAUUGGUGUAUUUUACAAAUGAAGGAUUUUACAGGCUACGUUCCACAAAAACAAUAUAGAUGGCGCCGUAAAAAAUGCCUUCGUUUAAAAUUCUAAUUUCAUGGAUAACAGACAUUAUGCAUCUUUUAUCUUUAUUUUUGGUAUAAAUGGUGACCCUUUUUAUUACACCAUUAUUAUUUUAAUCAAAAUAAAGAGAAGCAAUAUAUGUAGUAACAUAAUUCUAUACAUAAGCCGUUGCAAAUUUAAAGUAACGGUUAUUUUUAUAAGUUCUUACCAUAGAUAAUUAUGUACCAGAGUAAUGAGAAAAUUGGUAUUUAUCACGUUAAAUCUGGACAGCGCCGUCUAUAAUUAUUUUUGGGGAACGUAGCACGGAAAGUCCUUCAUUGGAUACUAAAAAUAAGUAGAAAAAAAAGGCAAAAUGUUAUAAAAAUAAUUCAUCGUAUGUGUAGUUUUUUUUUUACAUUACGCAAGAUUUAAAUGGUAGAUUGAGGAGAAAACGAGGAUUAUCAUUAUGUUCAAACUUAUCUUUUACGACUGAAUGAAAAUGUAAAUAUUCCUAGUCUAGUUUAGGGUUUAAAAUACUUAACGAUAAUUAUAGUGGUUACCAAAGUAAAUACUCAGAAAGAAACCCUUGUAAUCAUUAACUUUAAUUUUAACCAUUGUAAGUUAAUUUACAACCAAAGAUGAAACAUCAUUGUUCAUUUCUAGUGCCAUUUGUGAUUUUGAGUACAUUUUUAUGUCUAUGUAAUUAUGUCGGUAUGUAAAUAGGUAGAUACUCACAUAUCGAAUCAAAGUUACAAUUUAAACAGUAAUAAUUUUGUGUUUUACUCUGUGUUAAUUAUUUUAUAGGGACAAUAAUUAAUAGCGUUGAUUCUGGCGGGCAAGCUUAUAAUCACUUUGACAUAUCUAAAAAUAAUGCCCGCUUCCACUUAAACUUACGCGAGAAAGAGAUAGUUAAUGCUAGUUUUGGAACUGUCAAAUUAAACUUAAAAUUUUGGCCCGCUGAAUAAACCUACAUCGCCAUUUAAAGGUACAUUUCGUACUUAAAUGUUACGUUAUUUAAUUGAAAAUAGCAUAUUGAAUUGAAUGCAAUAUGAUAUCUUGUAUCCAGACAUACCUAAUUAAGUAACUCAGUCAACAAUUAUUCAAUAUUUAUAAAAGCACAAUUUAGAAUAAGCUAUGGUGACAAUAUGUAAAAAUAAGAUUUUGACUUCAUUGUUAAUAAAUAUUCGGUCAGGUCCAUAUCAGUAAUAUCAGCUAACUUUACAAUAUUUUUAACAUUAAAAUAUAAACUUAAUGUUGUAGACAUGAAUAAUUGUGUUCAAUUCAUUUAGAAAUGACAAUUAAUACCAAAAGCUAGUUUAAAUAAUUAAUAGGUACUCUGUGUAAGUAGAUUAUGUUUUAUGGAAUUUAUCAAUAUUAUGAUAUCGUUAUAAUUAUUAAAUGUGCCAAAAUGGAUACUUAGUUAUUUGAAUAAAAGUAAUUAUAAAUUAAUAGGUACAUAACAUACAACUAGCGUUUUGUAAAAUAGACAUGAGAAUAUUUAUACGUAGUCACGAUGUUAUCAUCAUUUUUGUAAUAAAAUUUUGUGAAAUCUCA